Molecule: messenger RNA, 2342 nt
Organism: Apodemus sylvaticus (European woodmouse)
Lineage: Eukaryota; Metazoa; Chordata; Mammalia; Rodentia; Muridae
Gene: Ddx5
Product: DEAD-box helicase 5
Exons: 13
Coding region: 192-2039 (615 amino acids)
Biological process (GO): alternative mRNA splicing, via spliceosome
Cellular component (GO): cytoplasm; nucleus; ribonucleoprotein complex
Molecular function (GO): RNA helicase activity; ATP binding; RNA binding
Source: RefSeq, a predicted model, not a curated record
CGGGACGCAGCCGGCACCUCAUUCAUUUCCAUCGGUCCUUGGGUAUACAGCUCCGGCCCUCCACACCGCCGUCCCUCCGCUGGUGACGCCCCCGCAAAGGCUUCGCCGUCGCCGAGGCCUCCUCUCAGCGACCCGUCGCAACUGGAUUCUCUUUCACUGGGUUCCGCCCGCACACCGCAACCAUUGACGCCAUGUCGAGUUAUUCUAGUGACCGAGACCGCGGCCGGGAUCGAGGGUUUGGCGCACCUCGAUUUGGAGGGAGUAGAACAGGACCCCUCUCUGGAAAGAAGUUUGGAAAUCCUGGGGAGAAACUAGUUAAAAAGAAGUGGAAUCUUGAUGAGCUGCCCAAAUUUGAGAAGAAUUUCUAUCAGGAGCAUCCUGAUUUGGCAAGGCGCACAGCACAAGAGGUAGAUACAUACAGAAGAAGCAAGGAGAUUACAGUUCGAGGUCACAACUGUCCAAAACCUGUUCUGAAUUUUUAUGAAGCAAACUUUCCUGCGAAUGUUAUGGAUGUGAUUGCAAGGCAGAACUUCACUGAACCCACUGCUAUUCAAGCUCAGGGCUGGCCAGUUGCUCUCAGUGGAUUGGAUAUGGUUGGAGUAGCUCAGACUGGAUCUGGGAAAACAUUAUCUUAUUUGCUGCCUGCCAUUGUACACAUAAACCACCAGCCAUUCCUAGAGAGAGGUGAUGGGCCUAUUUGCUUGGUGCUGGCACCAACUCGAGAACUGGCACAGCAGGUGCAGCAAGUCGCUGCUGAAUAUUGUAGAGCUUGUCGCUUGAAGUCUACUUGCAUCUAUGGUGGUGCUCCCAAAGGACCACAGAUUCGUGAUUUGGAAAGAGGUGUGGAAAUCUGUAUUGCAACACCUGGAAGACUGAUUGACUUUUUAGAGUGUGGGAAAACCAAUCUGAGAAGAACAACUUACCUUGUCCUUGAUGAAGCUGAUAGGAUGCUUGAUAUGGGAUUUGAACCCCAAAUAAGGAAAAUUGUGGAUCAAAUAAGACCUGAUAGACAAACACUAAUGUGGAGUGCAACUUGGCCAAAAGAAGUAAGACAGCUUGCUGAAGAUUUCCUGAAAGACUAUAUUCAUAUCAAUAUUGGUGCACUGGAACUGAGUGCAAACCAUAACAUUCUUCAGAUUGUGGAUGUAUGUCAUGAUGUUGAAAAGGAUGAAAAACUUAUUCGUCUGAUGGAAGAGAUCAUGAGUGAGAAGGAGAAUAAAACCAUUGUUUUUGUUGAAACCAAAAGAAGAUGUGAUGAACUUACCAGAAAAAUGAGGAGAGAUGGGUGGCCUGCCAUGGGCAUCCAUGGUGACAAGAGUCAGCAGGAACGUGACUGGGUUCUAAAUGAAUUCAAACAUGGAAAAGCUCCUAUUCUGAUUGCUACCGAUGUGGCCUCCAGAGGGCUAGAUGUGGAAGAUGUGAAAUUUGUCAUCAAUUAUGACUACCCUAACUCCUCAGAGGAUUAUAUUCAUCGAAUUGGAAGAACUGCUCGCAGUACCAAAACAGGCACAGCAUACACUUUCUUUACACCUAAUAACAUAAAGCAAGUGAGCGACCUUAUCUCUGUGCUUCGGGAAGCUAAUCAAGCAAUUAAUCCCAAGUUGCUUCAAUUGGUCGAAGACAGAGGUUCAGGUCGUUCCAGGGGUAGAGGAGGCAUGAAGGAUGAUCGUCGUGACAGAUACUCAGCAGGCAAAAGGGGUGGAUUUAAUACCUUUAGAGACAGGGAAAAUUAUGACAGAGGCUACUCUAGUCUGCUUAAGAGAGAUUUUGGGGCUAAAACUCAGAAUGGUGUUUACAGUGCUGCAAAUUACACCAAUGGGAGCUUUGGAAGUAAUUUUGUAUCUGCUGGUAUACAGACCAGUUUUAGGACUGGUAAUCCAACAGGGACUUACCAGAACGGUUAUGAUAGCACUCAGCAAUAUGGAAGUAAUGUUGCAAAUAUGCACAAUGGUAUGAACCAACAGGCAUAUGCAUAUCCUGCUACCGCAGCUGCUGCGCCUAUGAUUGGCUAUCCGAUGCCAACAGGGUAUUCUCAAUAAGACUUUAGAAGUAUAUGUAAAUGUCUGUUUUUCAUAAUUGCUCUUUAUAUUGUGUGUUAUCAGACAAGAUAGUUAUUUAAGAAACAUGGGAAAUGCAGAAAUGACUGCAGUGCAGCAGUAAUUAUGGUGCACUUUUUCGCUAUUUAAGUUGGAUAUUUCUCUACAUUCCUGAAACAAUUUUUAGGUUUUUUUUGUACUAGAAAAUGCAGGCAGUGUUUUCACAAAAGUAACUGUACAGUGAUUUCAAAUACAAUAAAUGAAGGCAAUGCAUGGCCUUCCAAUAAAAGAUAUUUGAAGACUGAA